AUGGCCAAGGACAGAGACCUCGAGCGCCAAACCUUUCCAAGGCCUCUCCGCCAGAGGAGCCCGGUCUUUGCCAAAAGGUACCGAUGGGGCGAGCAGGACUCCAACUACUCGAUCUCGUCGAUCUCGCCGUCCCGGGGCGCCGCCGCCGCCGACACGCCCCCCGCUGGGCAGUUUCUUGCCCAGGUGUUUUUGUCCCUGCGCAACUAG
This is a messenger RNA of Aspergillus mulundensis, 207 nucleotides long. RefSeq lists its product as uncharacterized. The record is from RefSeq and is a predicted model, not a curated record. The coding region runs from base 1 to 207 and encodes 68 amino acids. The transcript has 2 exons. NCBI's taxonomy places the organism in Eukaryota, Fungi, Ascomycota, Eurotiomycetes, Eurotiales, Aspergillaceae.